Dreissena polymorpha is the source of this 5613-nucleotide messenger RNA. RefSeq names its product cullin-1-like. The record is from RefSeq and is a predicted model, not a curated record. Lineage: Eukaryota; Metazoa; Mollusca; Bivalvia; Myida; Dreissenidae. Gene Ontology annotation, biological process: SCF-dependent proteasomal ubiquitin-dependent protein catabolic process; protein ubiquitination. The transcript has 20 exons. Gene Ontology annotation, molecular function: ubiquitin protein ligase binding. The coding region runs from base 257 to 2581 and encodes 774 amino acids. Gene Ontology annotation, cellular component: SCF ubiquitin ligase complex.
UUUGCAUAUGUCGACAAACGCACUUGUAAACGGGCGAUGUCGUUGUUAAUAUUCGUAAGUGGUAGUUUUCUCGCGUUGCGCUAUUAAACGAGAUUUUAUUAAGAAGAAAAGAAACACCAAAACACUACAUGUCUUCAAACUGCAGAAUGUAACUGUGAAGAUUCAAUCAACAAGUCAUUACAUUGGAACAGUCAGGAGAAUAUUCAGAAUCAUCCAGCCUUGUCAUUUUUUGUGUGGCCUUGAACUAAAAUAAACAAUGGCCAGGUCACCAAAUCCACACGGAUUGAAGCAAAUUGGACUGGAUCAAAUAUGGGAUGAUUUGAAGGCUGGAAUUAAUACAGUCUAUCGUCGACAGAGUAUGGACAAGGUCCGCUAUAUGAAGUUGUAUACCCAUGUAUAUAAUUACUGCACUAGUGUACAUCCAACCGGCCAGGGAGGCUCAGGAGCACAGGCUUCAGGGCGUGGCACGCUGGGAAAGAAAAACAAACAACAGACCGGUGGCGCACAGUUUGUAGGCUUUGAGCUCUACAAGAAGUUGAAAGAUUAUUUGAAGAAAUAUCUGGUAGAUUUGCAAGAGAAUGGACAUGAUCUACUAGAUGAGCAGGUGCUGAGUUUCUACACCAAGCAGUGGGAGGAGUAUCAGUUCAGUAGCAAGGUGCUCAACGGUAUAUGUGCAUACCUAAACAGGCAUUGGGUGAGACGGGAAUGUGACGAGGGAACCAAAGGCAUUUAUGAAAUCUACUCACUGGCAUUAAUCACAUGGAGAGAUUGUUUGUUUAAACCACUGAACAAACAAGUCACAAAUGCAGUUCUUAAGUUGAUUGAAAGGGAGAGAAAUGGAGAGAUGAUCAACACUCGCCUUGUUAGUGGAGUUAUCAAUUGUUAUGUUGAGCUUGGUUUGAAUGAGGAUGACCCAUCAGCUAAGGGUCCCACGUUGAGCGUGUACAAAGAGCACUUUGAGACCCCGUUCCUGGUGGACACGGAGACCUUCUACAAGCUGGAGAGUACAGAAUUCCUCAGACAGAACCCUGUCACAGAGUACAUGAAGAAGGCUGAGGCACGACUGAUGGAGGAGCAGAGGAGAGUACAGCUGUACCUGCAUGAGAGCACCCAGGACAUCCUGGCCAGGAAGUGUGAGAGGGUGCUCAUAGAGAAACACCUCGAGAUAUUCCAUGUGGAGUUCCAGCACCUCCUUGAUGCUGACAAGAAUGAUGAUCUUGGUAGAAUGUAUCAGCUGGUGUCAAGAAUACAGGAUGGUUUGGGGGAGUUGAAAACCCUUCUGGAGACGCACAUAUACAGUCAGGGCCAGGCAGCCAUUGAGAAAUGUGGGGACGCUGCCCUCAAUGAUCCCAAAGUGUAUGUACAGACAAUCUUGGAUGUUCACAAGAAGUACAAUGCCCUUGUUAUGACAGCAUUCAGCAAUGACUCGGGCUUUGUAGCAGCACUCGAUAAGGCAUGUGGAAGGUUUAUCAAUAGCAAUGCUGUCACAAAGUUGGCAAAUUCCUCUAGCAAAUCUCCAGAACUUCUGGCUCGAUACUGUGAUCUCCUACUGAAGAAAAGUUCAAAGAACCCAGAAGAAGCAGAGUUAGAAGAUACAUUAAAUCAAGUGAUGAUAGCGUUCAAAUACAUAGAGGACAAGGAUGUGUUUCAAAAGUUUUACAGUAAGAUGCUGGCCAAGCGGCUGGUUCAGCACAUGUCGGCGAGUGAUGACGCCGAGGCAAGCAUGAUCUCCAAACUCAAGCAAGCGUGUGGGUUUGAGUACACGUCCAAGCUGCAGAGGAUGUUCCAGGACAUCAGUGUGAGUAAGGAGCUCAAUGACUCCUUCAAGUCACACCUCACCCAGUCAGGGGACCCUCUAGACUUGGAUUUUAGUAUCCAGGUGUUGAGUUCAGGGUCAUGGCCUUUCCAACAGUCCUGUACAUUUUGCCUGCCACAAGAGUUGGAACGUAGCUUUCAGCGCUUCACCACAUUUUACAACAACCGACACAGUGGUCGAAAGUUGUACUGGCUGUAUCAAAUGUCCAAAGGAGAAAUUGUCACAAAUUGCUUUAAAAACAGAUACACUCUUCAGGCCUCUACGUUUCAGAUGGCCAUUCUGCUGCAAUAUAACACCUUGGACUCUCUCACCCUAGCUGCCAUACAGGAGAACACUCAGAUCAAACUGGACGUACUGGUGCAGGUACUGCAGAUUCUGCUCAAGUCCAAGCUGCUGGUGACAGACGAUGAUGAGAACGAUCUGCAGCCUUCCUCUCAGCUCUCCCUCUUCCUGGGAUACAAGAACAAGAAGUUGCGUGUAAAUAUCAACGUUCCCAUGAAGUCUGAGGUGAAAGUGGAGCAGGAAAUCACGCAUAAACACAUUGAGGAGGACAGGAAGUUGCUAAUACAGGCAGCCAUAGUGCGCAUCAUGAAGAUGAGGAAGCAGCUCAAACACCAGCAGCUCCUCGGGGAAGUGCUCAAUCAGCUCUCGGCCAGAUUUAAACCCAGGGUCCCAGUCAUAAAGAAAUGUAUAGACAUCUUGAUAGAGAAGGAGUAUCUAGAACGUGUGGAUGGCUCUAAAGACACAUACAGCUAUCUAGCAUAACAUUAGCAAGCGCCUCUGUGAUCACGAUCGACGGUGUUGUUAGUGUAACUGAUUCCGUUAAUAAAUUAUGUUCCUGUGUAACUAUGAUCAUGUGGGGAAUGCCAGAAGAAGAAUACAGCAAAAACUUGCAUCCCUUGCAUCCUUCUAUGUUGUUUUUUUCGAACAUGGGAGGCUAUUUCUUGUUUUACUUGUUUGUUACUCAGUGCUUUUCCUCUAGAUACAUUUAGUACCACAAUUGGUACCAUUCUCAUACGGAUGUACAUUUUUAAUUUUCACUAUUUGAUCAAGACAAAAAGAAUCUACUACAAAAACCAGGGCUUACUCUGCCAUUCGCCAAAGUAGCCAAUGGCUAAAAAUAAACAAAUUUGGCUACAAAAAAUUCCAUUUGGCUACAUGGUUUUCUGCAUUAUCACCCAUAAAAUAUCCAAAAUAAUAAGAAUUAAGACAAAAAAAAGGUAAAUUUGGCUACUGAAAAUUUUGAGCCAGAGGGAGCCCUGCAAAAACCUUUUACUAAAAAAAUGACUGUAUUAACUAAAAACAAUAUGUUCAGGAAUAAAUGAAACCAUUUAAUUGGAGUAUUGUUUUAACAUACGUUUGGGAAAUUAUGAUGAAAAAACUGAAACAUGCUGAUUAAAAAAUACAACAGAUAUUAUUCCCAUCGUAUGCAGAAAGGCGAAUAAAUAAUGGUACAUGUAUUUUUAAAUUUGAGGAAUACGUGAAAAGAACUGUGCAUUAGUUUGACAAAUUGCCUCACAGAAAAGCUGUGGUAUCCAUUCAUACAGGUCUGUCAAUUGAUGUGUUUGCGUGUUAGUAUUAUAAUGUGAAAUAUAGUCGAAUUGUCUGUAGGGCAUAUCUGUCAUAGAAUCCUAUCUGUUUAGUUGUAGAACAAUAUUGUCAUAAAAGGUAGUCACAGCUAUGGUAUCCAUUGGUUUCCCAGCGAGAAUGAAUGCUUUAUUGCUAAAUUAAAAGAAUUGAGCAUGUACUAUUGUUUGUAAGUGUGAUUGUGUGCAAGUCUAAAGCAAGAUAAGUCCUCCUCAGUUGUAGGAUUGAUCUAAUAUUGUGAUUUGUUUAAAUAUACAAUAUUCUGUCAUACUUUAUACUAUGGUUCUGACCAUUAAGGAAAAUGUAUACAAUUCUAGAUCCUUAUGAAAUACAAAUGUUUAAUACAAAACCAGCAGCAAAAAGGAUCUUGCCAAAGGAUCUGUGCUUAUUACACUAUGUGUAAUUGAUGGUCUAUAUAUUUAGUUUAUCUGCCAUCAGAGAACCAGUAAUACAUAUAUUAAUUAAUUUGUCACAUUUAUUUAAUCGCAUACCAUACACAGUGAAAUGGAUCGACCACAAACGAAAUAAAUGUGCUAGUGUGGCAUGUAAGACCAAAACAGAUUUGAGAUUUAACAUUAACCCUUUCCCACUCAGAAGCAAUUUAAAAUGGCUAUAUGCAAACAGCAUAGAACAAGAACAGACUGCAAGUAACUGGCAGUCUGUUAAGGUUUUAUGCUAUUUGCUUUUCACCAGUAUCUAAGGGUUGGAAAUGAAAUAAAAACUGGAAUCUAGUAAGAAAGGUCUUCAAUUAAAUUUAACAUUCUAAGGGACUACAGAUGCAUCAAAAUACGUUUCUAAGUGGUAAAGGGUUUAAAAUGUAUCUAAGUGGUAAAGGGUUAAUAACUUAAUGUAAAGAAAUUGUGCCUGUGGGUAUGGGAAUAGUGACAGUGCUUGAUGUGUUAUCUUGUUUAGGGUCUAUCAGAAAUCAAAUCUUGACAGCGUACUUUUGUCUUGUAAAUCUUAACUGCUUCAGAUAAUAAGGCAAGUCUCUUCAAAGUUAAAGACUAAGGCUAUUGACAUCUCAUAAAUGAACUACAUGUGUGUGUGCUGCAUUCUUCAUGUCUAUUGUUUGUUGUUCAAGUUUUAAAAAAGUAUUUGUUUGUAAAAUUAGAAUUUUAUACUUGUAUUGCUGCAAACAAAUUGUCAUACUUGUUGUUUUAUUUAUUGUUCAUUGUAAUAUACAAUUGUAGAUAUAUAUGCAUACGCCUUUGUAUAAAUCUCAUUUUGUAAAAAAACAAUAAUGAGAUGUAAUGUACAACCCAUGUUUGAAUAUAAUUACAUCUAAAACUAAUCCUUUCCAAGUUGAUAACGGUUCUGUCAAUGGUUUGUUAUUGUUGCAUUUAUCUUUAAGAUUAAUUUAUUAUAAAGAUAAAUGCAUGUAUUACUUAUCUUCAAUAUUCAUUUAGAUACAUGUGCGAGACAUGAACUUUCCCCUUUGAAUUCAUUGAGGAUACCAAUAUUUUGGUCAUGCCAUGCAUGUGAUUUGUGUGCUUUUAAAAAUCAACCAAUAUGCAGCAGAAGUAGUCCGUUUAUUCAGUUGAUUCGCAAAAGUAAAUCUCAACUGAUCAUUUACUGGAUUUCAGUAGCACAUUCCUUCCAAUAUGUAUAUCACAGUAUUUCUCCUCUUUAUCAGAAACAUAACUUACGUUCCAUUUGUAUUGUAUCUUUAAAUUGUUUGAAAAAUAUGAAACAGUCCUGGAGUGAAUCAAGUUUCCCAGACUGAGCAUGUCUCUUUAAAAAUUGACAUCCACUGUUUUGCAGUUUUAUGAAAUACUGCAGCUAUUUCAUGUACAUUAAUAGAGCAUACAUAUAGAUGCUGAAUCGUUGUGCUUAAAGUAGUGGCUGUCUUGGUUUCAUUGGAGACUUUUGAUGUCAUAUUGUGAUCGUUUAUGUACUUAUUAUCACACUGUUGCAUUAUGCAAUAACAAAGUUGUGUAUUUGAUACAAGUUUAACAGUUGUUUAAUCACUAGUAAGCUGUUAGUAAAUUAAAAUGCAACCAGCCCCUUUACCAGUUAUUCACGAUCUGUAUAUGAAAACCCUAUAUGUCUAUUAAUUUUUACCAACCUUAAUAUCUGAUCAAGCCGUUCCAUUCUGUGAAAUGAGAAAAUGACAAAAAUGAUGAAAACUGUUAAGCAUACAUGCAUAUUCAUUAUCUGUACUAUUGCAGUAUUGAUGAAUCAUGGAAUGAAAUAAACAUAGAGAAAUUUUA